GAGUGUGAGAUUGAAUUUUGAUGCGAGGUAUUGGAGGAGAAAGAUAAAGUUGUUCCUUUGGACACGAAGUUAUCAAGUGGUCCUUUUUCAAAGUAGAAGCUACCACAUAUUUUUGGCGAUGAGGUGAGCUAGUUUUUUGGAUGUAUUGUCCCGCUGCUCUGGGGAGAGAAUCCUCGCGUUCAGAUGGCUACGUUUGGGUCUAUCAGUGAAUUUGUGCAGGGGAACGAGGACUGGCCGGAGUAUGAGGAAAGGUUGGGACACUUUUUCUGUGCUAAUGGAAUUACUGAGGAGGCUAAGAUGCACUCUAUUCUCCUGAGUGUGUGUGGGGCAAAGACUUAAAAGCUAAUAAGGAACUUAACCACACAGCAGAAACCAGGAGAAAUUCCAUAUGAUGAGCUGAUCAAGCUCAUGGGGAAACACCACAAUACAAAACCUUCUGUGAUAGUCCAAUGGUUUAAGUUUCACAGCCAUUUCAGGAAGCCAGGUCAGUCUGUGGCUGAGCUUCGGCAGCUGUUGGAACAUUGUGAUUUCGGAGCCAUGUUGGAUAACAUGCUCCGUGACAGAUUGGAAACUCCACCACUGACUUUCAAGAGAGCCCUAGAGAUUGCCCAAGGCAUGGAGAUAGCUGCUGAUAAUAUCCAGAAAGGAUAUGGGGGGUUGCAGUUGGCGGCAGUGUACUAAGUCAGGAGGGAGUCUGGUAAACGGGCAAAGCGGAUGGAAAUGUUUUCGGUGUGGAGGGACACACUAUGCAAAUGAUUGCAAAUUCAAAGACACUGUCAGCCAUGCUUGUAGUUAAAAAGUGCAGGAGCAUAAAGGGUGAGGUUAAGCCUGGGCAGGGGAAAGCUCAACAGACUCAGGCAGCCACACACCACCUAGGAGAAGCAGACGGAGAGGCAGCGUUUGCCUACAACAUGUUUGGGGUGGAAAUGGAUGAGGGACCACCUGAACCAUAUUAUGCCACAGUUACUGUUGGCGGAAAGGACAUUAAGUCUGAGAUUGAUUCAGGGGCUACUGCAUUGGUCAUUGGUGAGGAGACCUACAGGAGGACAUGGGGGUCCAACCUGCCUCCCAUCAGACUGUCUAAGCUCCAACUCAGGACCUAUACGGAGCAGCCCAUACCUCAUUUAGGGGUGUUAUAUGUGGAUAAUUCAGCCAGGCUGGUGAUAGCUAAGGGCAGUGGGCCCAGUCUUUUGGGCCGCGAUUGGCUUCGCAAAAUCCGGCUCAACUGGCAUGAAAUUAAGUAUGCACACACGAUGAAGGACAGUCUGCAGCGGUACAGUGACGUGUUCAGGGAUGAGCUGGGCACACUGAAGGGUGUGACCGUGAAACUCCAUGUCAACCCUGAGGCCGCACCACGUUUUUUUAAGCCCAGAUUGGUGCCCUAUGCCACAAAAGGCAGUCGAGACGGAGCUGGAACGGUUACAGGAGCUGGGCAUCAUUGAGCCCGUCCAGUUUUCAAGGUGGGCAGCUCCUAUUGUUCCAGUUUUGAAGGCAGAUAAAAUGGUGAGGAUAAGUGGGGACUACAAGCUUACAGUGAAUCAGGUCUCUCAGCUGGAGGAGUAAUACGCACAGGGAGUUUGGAGUGGCGUCUAGCCCCGCCAUUUUCUAAAGGACAAUGGACUCUUUGCUGUAGGGGAUUCUACACAUAGCAGUGUAUCUUGAUGAUAUUUUAAUCACGGCAGCCACGGAGGGGGAGCAUCUGGCUAACUUAGAACAAGAGCUGAAGAGACUCAGACGCAGGGCUGUGAUUGAAACGCGGCAAAUGUGUGUUCCUAGCACCGAGUGUGAGCUGCCUGAGACACCAGAUCACAGCUGAGGGGCUUUGCCCAGUGAACGACAAAGUGAGAGCCAUUAAGGAGUUGUAAGUGGUAAAUCUAGGUUUGAUUUAAAUGAAUCCAUAAUGCUGUAAUGAACAAGAAUUUAUAAAACAUGGAUCAAUGCAUUCCUAGAAUAAUAUUGUCCCAAGCUGUGUUUUAUGUUCACAUUUGGUUUAAGAGAGUUUUCCUUGCACUCAAUCACUCAAUACCUCCCUUUU
Hypanus sabinus (Atlantic stingray) is the source of this 2035-nucleotide messenger RNA. RefSeq lists its product as uncharacterized. NCBI's taxonomy places the organism in Eukaryota, Metazoa, Chordata, Chondrichthyes, Myliobatiformes, Dasyatidae. The record is from RefSeq and is a predicted model, not a curated record. Bases 747 to 1442 code for a protein of 231 amino acids. The transcript has 2 exons.